Molecule: messenger RNA, 2357 nt
Organism: Halteromyces radiatus
Lineage: Eukaryota; Fungi; Mucoromycota; Mucoromycetes; Mucorales; Cunninghamellaceae
Product: glutamine-fructose-6-phosphate transaminase
Exons: 6
Coding region: 82-2157 (691 amino acids)
Biological process (GO): UDP-N-acetylglucosamine metabolic process; fructose 6-phosphate metabolic process; protein N-linked glycosylation
Molecular function (GO): L-glutamine:D-fructose-6-phosphate transaminase (isomerizing) activity; carbohydrate derivative binding
Source: RefSeq, a predicted model, not a curated record
CUUUUUCUUUUCUUUUUUUUUUUGUCGUUUUUCUUUAUAGACGCGUUUUUUCAUCUUUUUUUAUCCUUUCAAACAAAUAAUAUGUGUGGUAUCUUUGGUUAUCUUAAUUACUUGGUGGAACGAGAUAGACGUUUCAUUAUGGACACUUUGGUGAAUGGUUUAUCUCGUUUGGAAUAUAGAGGUUAUGAUUCUGCUGGUUUUGCUUGUGAUGGUGAUAGUGAAGAUUCUACUCUUAUCAUCAAGCAAGUGGGUAAGGUGGCUGCCCUCAAGAAAUUGGUUAAUGAACAAGAUAUUGAUUUCAACAAGACUUUUAUUAGUCACUGUGGUAUGGCUCAUACUCGUUGGGCUACUCAUGGUCAACCUUCUCAACUAAACUGUCAUCCUCAUCGUUCUGAUAACAACAAUGAAUUCACUAUUGUUCACAACGGUAUCAUCACCAACUACAAAGAAAUCAAGUUAUUAUUGGGCAAGAAGGGUUAUACUUUUGAAUCAGACACUGAUACCGAAUGUGUUGCCAAGCUCACUAAAUAUAUCUAUGAAGCUCAAAAGGAUUCGCCGGGUUUCAAUUUCACCACUUUGGUCAAGGCUGUUGCCAAGGAAUUGGAAGGUAGUUUCGCAUUCAUUUUCAAGAGUAUUCAUUUCCCCAAUGAAGUUGUCGCUACUCGUCGUGGUUCUCCUCUUUUGGUCGGUGUCAAGACUGCCAAGAAACUCAAGGUUGAUUUCGUAGAUGUGGAAUUCAGUAAUCCUUUGGAAGCUCCUACCUCCACCUCCAAGGAUUCCAACAACUUUUUAGGUGUUACCGAUGGACAACCUCAAUUAUUGCACCGUAGCCAAUCUCGUGCUUUCUUGUCUGAAGAUGGUCUUCCUCAACCUAUUGAAUAUUUCCUUGCCUCUGAUGCUGCUGCCAUUGUUGAACAUACCAAGCGUGUUCUUUACUUGGAAGAUGAUGAUAUUGCUCAUAUUGCUGAUGGUGAACUCCACAUCCAUCGUCUCCGUCGUGAUGAAAAUGGUGGUACUCCUUCUGCUGCUACUCGUUCUAUUCAAACCUUGGAAAUCGAAUUGGCUGAAAUCAUGAAGGGUUCCUUUGAUCACUUUAUGCAAAAAGAAAUCUAUGAACAACCUGAAUCUGUCGUCAACACUAUGCGUGGUCGUGUCAACUUUGAAAACCACAAGGUGACUUUGGGUGGUCUUCGUGGUUAUCUCAAUAUCAUUCGUCGUGCCCGUCGUAUUGUCUUUAUUGCUUGUGGUACAUCUUACCACAGUUGUUUGGCUACUCGUGGUAUUUUUGAAGAAUUGACUGAAAUUCCUACUCAAAUUGAUCUUGCUUCUGAUUUCUUGGAUCGUCGUACCCCUAUUUUCCGUGAUGAUGUGUGCGUGUUUGUAUCUCAAUCUGGUGAAACUGCUGAUACCAUCCUUGCCAUGCGUUACUGUCUUGAACGAGGUGCUCUCAGUGUAGGUAUUACCAACACUGUCGGUUCUUCCAUCUCUCGUGAAUCUCACUGUGGUGUCCAUAUUAAUGCUGGUCCUGAAAUCGGUGUGGCUAGUACCAAGGCUUAUACUUCUCAAUAUAUUGCUCUUGUCAUGAUGGCCAUUCAAUUAUCUGAAGAUCGUGUGUCCACUAUUGAACGUCGUAAGGAAAUCAUUGAUGGUCUUUACCGUUUACCUGGUCAUAUCAAGGAAGUACUUGCUGAAGCUGCCAACUUGCAACAAUUGUCCUCUGAAACUUUGGCCAAGGAAAAGAGUUUGUUGAUUAUGGGUCGUGGUUAUCAAAAUGCUACUUGUUUGGAAGGUGCUUUGAAAAUCAAGGAAAUCUCUUAUAUGCACAGUGAAGGUAUUUUGGCUGGUGAACUUAAGCAUGGUCCUUUGGCUUUGGUGGAUGAAAAUAUGCCUGUGAUUUUGAUCAUGACCAAGGAUUCUCUUUAUCCUAAAGUACAAAGUGCUUUGCAACAAGUGACAGCUCGUAAGGGACAACCCAUCAUUAUCUGUAACAAUGGUGAUACUGAUCUUAUCAGUGGAUACAAGACUAUUCCCGUCCCUCAAACUACUGAUUGUUUACAAGGCUUGGUGAAUAUCAUUCCUCUUCAAUUGUUGUCUUACUAUCUUGCUCUUCUCAAGGGUCAAGAUGUGGAUUUCCCCAGAAAUUUGGCCAAGAGGUAAACAAAAAAAUAAUAAUAAUAGGAUUAUGAUGGAAAAAGUGAAAAAAAAGGUGAAAGUAUAAUAUAACUAAUCAUUUAUUGUAUUCACUUAUAGUGUUACUGUCGAAUAGAAGAAGAAUAUCAUCGUAGUUUAGCUAGUUGACAUAUUUACACACAAACAAAUUCCACUUUUUUUUUAAACACCUUUUAUCAGCAUCUUCC